AUGAAAGUUAGAGAUAAAUUAUACAAGAAAUGGCUUAUUACUCGAAAUUAUGUUUUCCUAAACAAAUAUAAACUAUAUCGCAAUAAAAUUGCCAUCAUUAAUAAGAUAUAUCGUGACUGCUUUUAUAAUGACAUAUUAAUCAAAUCAGAUAACACGAGAAAGAUGUGGGAUAACAUCAAUUUAUUGAUAAAUAAGAAGCGGCCAAGUUCUCAGAUAGAAAAACUACAAGUGGAUAAUAAACAAUAUGAACAACCUUCAACUAUCUCCAACUGCCUUAACGAUUUUUUUUGUAAUCAACAUGUCCCUUCUACACUAGCAGCACAACUGCCUAAAUCUGAUAAGAGUGCAACCUCUUAUCUUUCUCAGAAACGAAAACAAUUUCGCUUCGCACAAGUCUCUGAAAUAGAGGUAUUCUUAUUACUAGAAAGUCUUGUAAGUAAAAUAUUUGAGAGGUGUAUUUUUAAUCAGCUGAUGUUCUAUUUUGCGAAUAAUAAUAUGAUUUCACCAAAACACUAUGGAUUUAGACCAGGUUUUACAACCUCUGAUUGACCUUAUUGAAGAAAUAACCUCCUCUCUUGAUAAAGGACUUUAUGUGGUUUCUUUAUUCUUAGAUUUAAGUAAAGCAUUCGAUACAGUAAACCAUCAAAUAUUACUAAAUAAACUUAAGUACUACGGAUUACAACAAAGUGAAUACAACUGGUUUCAAUCCUACUUAAAUAAUAGGAAACAGCAGGUGCAUGCAAAUGGUGUUGCUUCCGAUACACAUUUUAUCUCCACUGGUGUGCCUCAAGGAUCGACACUAGGACCUUUGCUGUUUAUUAUUUUCAUUAAUGACCUUCCAAAGUCUUCCACUCUUUUUUCUACCAGAUUAUAUGCAGACGAUACAUCUCUAACAGCUUCUGGAAGUGAUCUUGCCAGUUUAUUGCGCGAAAUUAACAAUCAUAUACCAGCUGUCUACGAAUGGAUAUGCAGUAAUAAAUUGACCUUAAAUUUGACAAAAACUAACUCAGGUUUCUUAUCUUUAUGCCUCGUCAAAAGGAAAGCUACAAUCUUUAUCCACCACUAACCGUGGCAAAUGUUCAUCUAGAGAAGUCCUUUUGUGUAAAAUAUCUUGGUGUGUGUAUU
This is a messenger RNA of Porites lobata, 1125 nucleotides long. Lineage: Eukaryota; Metazoa; Cnidaria; Anthozoa; Scleractinia; Poritidae. The record is from the annotation of a GenBank genome assembly.